Struthio camelus australis is the source of this 1541-nucleotide messenger RNA. It is a transcript of the gene FAM180A, whose product is annotated as family with sequence similarity 180 member A. NCBI's taxonomy places the organism in Eukaryota, Metazoa, Chordata, Aves, Struthioniformes, Struthionidae. The record is from RefSeq and is a predicted model, not a curated record.
AGCUGCACAUUGACUUCAGCUAUACUCAGAGGAACAGACAGGUUCCUCUUUCAAAGGGGGAGGGGGAGAGGAAAAGUCAUUUAUAUUCCUGAAAAGAAGAGAGGUAGGAAAUAAACAGCUGGUAUAUAGCUAGGCAUACUUAUUUUAAAGAGAAGGAUGCAUUGGAAGACUUUGCUGCUUCUGCUGUUCUAUUACAGUGUUCAUGCCACUGUGACCUACAAAUGGAGCAGAGCUAUGCUUUUCCCAGCUGCUCAGCGACUGAAGAGGUCUUCAGCCAUGUUCCUUAACCCAGUACUACAAAACUCGCUGGAAGAUGUGGUCCUGCUUUAUGAGUUUCUUUUAGCUGAGCUUGACAUUGACAAAAGUCAGAGAAUCUCCAUCAAAGAUGAGGAGCUGGCUUCGCUGAGGAAGGCUGCUGAGUUUGACACCAUCUGCAAUGAGGUUAUCCCCAAGAGCAUCACAGAGAUCCGCAGGCUGAGUAGCAGGCUGUCCGCCUACCCGAGAGUCCUCAAGAAAGAAGACUUUGAAAGGACAGUGCUGACCAUGGUCUACACGGCCUACAGGGCUGCUCAAUCCCAGGGGCACCAGAAGGACAUUUGGGCUGAAUCUUUUGUCAAUCUUUACAAGGCCCUGAAGCACGACUUGAUGUUUCCAUACAACAAAGAGCCAUCAUAGUGGAAGAUUUAAUACACCAGCAACCCAGCCAUCUCUUCUCGUUGAUAAGGGACACGUGUAGCACGUCCACCACUUUACUCUGUAAACAGUUUAAUAGCCUGCUUAGUUAAAGAUUAUUUGUUUUCUAGCUCCCCCUCAUGGAAUAGAUACUUUAUAGAUAGAUACAUGGUAAACAGAGAAAAAUGUUAUCUUCAGUCCCUGGAAUUCAUUUCUGCACUGGCUGGGAGGUAUGUUCUGUGACAGGGGGAAGAAAGGAGUCUGGUGUAUGCACCAUAUAGAUAUGCCCUUAUGUCAACCUGUGUAAUUCCUAUAAACAUAUACAUAAUAUACAUGCAUACUGAUGUGCAUUAUGCUGAAGAAUGCUGUUUUCCUAGCUGGGAAAAAAGGUGUCCAGUGGUGUCCAGUCAGAGAUUGUUAUAAAGAGAUGAAAAGGCCCUCUGUAAAAGAAAAUCAGAAAUAAUGGCAAAUAUAUUCAUUCCAAAUAUUCUUGAAAAUAAGCACUGUCUGCUUCAUAGUAAUUUGGCUGAGUCAGUUUUUAAUCACAAUAACAUUUGCAGAAGACAAAGGGCAUUGUGAACACCAGCAGCAAACAAUUCCCUGCUUCCCAGAAGAGUUCUCCCAAACAGUGUAUAAUGAUCCUUUCAUUAUUUGCACAUGACUUUGCUUCUGCUCCUAUUUCUUGAAAGGAAAACGGAUUUGUCCUCAGCGGAGUCCAAGGGGAGACAAAGGCCCUGUUUGAUUUAACAAUAACACAUUUUUCCUGGUUCUAUCACUUGAACAUAGCUCAUCUAAGACUGUGCUUCAGAAUUCCCCUGAGGCAAGGGAAGAAAGUAAAUUAAAUCAUACCUGGUGCUGAAUUUUGCAGC